Molecule: messenger RNA, 2364 nt
Organism: Fusarium mangiferae
Lineage: Eukaryota; Fungi; Ascomycota; Sordariomycetes; Hypocreales; Nectriaceae
Exons: 3
Coding region: 1-2364 (787 amino acids)
Source: RefSeq, a predicted model, not a curated record
AUGUCAAGUUCAGAUGACUCAGACAGUGGCGUCACAGCCUCCUCCGACGAGUCGGAUAUCGAAAGCAUUAUCAGCGAAUCCGAGGGAGACGACGACGCGGGCUUCGACGAAAUAGAUGAUCAUUUCUCUGAUGGUCAUGAUGGCAAUCGAGUUUCUGAGUCUGUAUUCCUUGAGGGAACAGAAAGUGCUCUCAGCUUGCUGUUCUUCGCUGGCGUCAAUAUCGCUGGUGCCAUUGCCCAGACUUCCGUCACUAAUGGGACUACUGACCAACCCAAUGUCCAGACUGCCGACACGGAGAAUAACUUGGACCUUGGUACUGAUGAUACUUGCUCGGAGACAAACACAGCCCCGUCACCUGCAAACCAAGUAUCCAAUGCUGUACGGGCUUUGGAAGCAAGCGUUUGCCGUGAUAUGUCUCGCGAUCAUUUAAGCAUGCCCCACCCAGGACAAAACUAUGGAGCGACCUUUGACACAACUUCGCAGCUUGUUAAUGUCCCCCACAAUCCCGGGUUAUUGGGGUGGCUAGGUCAGCGUCUUCAAGGUACAUUCUUCCAGCCGCAUAUAUAUGCCCCGCUACCUUCUCCCUCACACAUUCGCGUACUUUUCAUCCAGCCUGGAGUGAAUGAGGACACUCUGGUGGCCUCGUUCGAACUCCUGGAUCUGAACGCAGCAAACAUUCGAUUUGAGGCAAUUUCUUAUCAGUGGAGUGAGGGCGGUGGCCAGAAAGCAUGUAUGCGUCUUGGAGGUGAGAAAAUAUCUAUCAACGCAUAUCUUCGACGUAUUCUGCUGCAUCUUCGGCUCGAGCAACACAUUCGGGUUGUGUGGGCCGAUGCACUGUGUAUUAACCAAUCUGACCACGCGGAACGUCUUCAGCAAGUCAGUAUAAUGCAAAGAAUCUACUCUCAAGCAUUCAGAGUCAUUGGGUUUGUUGGCAAGGACUAUAUCCGUGCGAGUAUGUGCUUCAAUGCUAUCAAAGCUUUGGCCUCAGCAUGGUUUGAAGCUCGGAAAACCCUUGGUCGAAACAAUAUGUCCUCGUCGACACCCGAUAACAUUUAUGGCUGUGUUAUGAACGAGGCUUCUAUGUGCAGAAUCGUUGAGGUGUUUCAGAGUGGCUACUGGAAGCGAUUAUGGGUGGUUCAAGAGUUAGUCUCCUCCCGCCGUGCGGUUAUUCGAUGGGGAAAGGCCGAGAUAUCCUGGACUUUGUUAGGGCUCGCAACGACCCUGAUCAGGAACAACAAAAGUUUGAUGACGAUAUUUGAUCGCAUCAACAAGUCAAAAAAGUCUCCAGGCCCUUUCCAAGGAGGCUUAGACGCUCGCACUGGUCUGAUGAACGCUUAUCUCAUGUACCGAAUGUCUUCAACUCAGUUUCGAGGCGACUCAAUGUCGUUUUUGGAUGUCCUUCGACUAACGAGAAAUUUCGACGUUUCAGAGCGUUUGGAUCGAAUAUACGCCAUCUUGGGCCUCCCUAGUCAACAUACGGGGCCAGGGCGCAAGUCUAUACCUCCGGAUUAUCGCCUACUUCCAGAUGGGUUAUACAGUCGCGUCUUCUACUGGGUUUAUCACACGCAUGAUAAUCCGCUCGAAAUCCUUUCUGCAGUCCGGCAUACAACUCUAUUUUACCCCGACUUUCCAACAUGGAUUCCACGUUGGCAUAUGAGACCAAUUAGGAGCAUUGGUAUCUCUCAUAGGGCUAGUAUGAAGUUUGAUGCGUCAGCUGGUUGGAAACCAAAUCCUCCUGCAAAGCUUAUCUGGAGUCAAAGCGAGCGGUGUUUGAUUCUCCAGGGGUUUGUCCUCGCAUCUAUAACAUCUGCUCACCGAGUGCUUCCUACAGCAAACACGAAGGACCGCCUAUCCCGUCAUAAGAAAUACAAAAAACACAAGACCGAGCUGAACCACUGGCUGAACGUGCAUGUGCGUACCCAUAAUAGGAUAGAGGCUCGGUUGUCUCUCGUCUUGACAGCUGGACAGGAUUGGUACGGUAACAUUCUGAAGGAGCAGAAUAUGAUAAAUGAGCAUGUUGCAUCUUUUAUGAAGUGGAGUCGGGAUUACUUCAGAAACGCAAAGCCUUGUGAUGAAGAGGCUGUUAGGUACGAACAGGCUGUGAAAAACGUCUGCUGCGACCGACAGAUAUUCAGAGCGACGAACUGUUUGCUAGGAAUUGGACCUAAUCUUCUUAGGAAAGGCGAUUUAGUAUGUGUUGUUGCUGGAGGCCCGGUUCCCUAUAUUCUACGACCAUUGAGCGAUGACACGUUUUACUUUGUCGGGGAGUGCUAUGUGGCUGGAUAUAUGUUCGGAGAGGCCGUGUCGGAAUGGAGGUCACAAGCACAAGCAUCCUUGAGCUUGCGACGAUUUACUCUGAAGUAG